Molecule: messenger RNA, 1008 nt
Organism: Hansenula ciferrii
Lineage: Eukaryota; Fungi; Ascomycota; Saccharomycetes; Phaffomycetales; Wickerhamomycetaceae
Gene: MDN7
Product: Midasin
Exons: 1
Coding region: 1-1008 (335 amino acids)
Source: RefSeq, a predicted model, not a curated record
AUGGUUUUCCAAACUCGUAAGUCUAAUCGUUUUCGCAAUUUAAGUUCUAAAGCUAAACAAUUACAAGAACAACAACAAUCACAAGUUAUCAAGAAACCAAUUUUGAGAUCUAUCACAACUAUUGAUGAUGAUGAAAGUACUUAUAAUAAUAUAAGUUUCAAAAAAAGAAAGACUUCACCAAGUCCAACCACUAACGUUUCAAAUUUUGAUGUUUCAGAUUAUAAUAAUGAUAUUGAUGAUGAUGAUAAUAUUGAAAAUGAAUUGCAGGAAAAUUCAGAUGAUGAAAAUAUUUUCAAUUCAGAAAAUGAUGAUGAUUAUUAUAGUGCACUUUCAGAUUAUGAAUCUGAUUCAAAACCAAAAUUUCAAACAAGAAAAGCUUCAAUUAGUUUGUCAGCUAAAUUAAACAAUUCAAAUAAUCAUAAUGAUUUACAUGAUCAAUUAAGAAUUUCACAAAAUAGAAUGAUGGGGUUUGAAGAUGCAUUAUUUGAUGAAGAAGAAUCAGAAUCAUCAGAUUCAACUUCAACUCCAACUUCAACACAUUUCAAUUUUGGUUCAAAUGAUGAAUUAAAAUCAUUAGAAGAAAAUUUCCAAAAAAUCAUUAAUGAAAACAUCAGAGCUAAUCAACAAACUAAACAAGAAUUCAAAACACCAAUUGAAGUUAUUAAUGAUGAAUCUACACAAGAUAUCAAAUCUCAUGUUAAAUUUGAUGAAUUUGUUAAUUAUACUGAAGAUGAAGAAUCUGAUUUGGAUUCAAGUGAAGGUGAAUCAUCAUCCGAACAACAACAACAACAACAAAGAAAACAACCAUCCAUUUUACACUAUAGACAUGAUGAAAAGCAUAAUUUAGCUUUCCCAGAUGUUUCAACAUUCCCAGUUAGAUUUGAUCCAAUGAUGAAGAAGAAGAAUACAAAGAAUGUUAGAGCAUUAAACAGAAGAGCCAUUCUAUCUGGUAAGGCAAGUGAAAUGGUUGGUACUGGUAUCACUGCUGGUGAUUUUGGUUUAUUUUAA